AUGCGGCUCCUCAAAGCAGAGACUUACCAGCUCUUUGAGGAGAAUGACAUCCCCAAUCCUUUUCCUCAGUACGCCAUUCUAUCCCACACGUGGAUAUCUCCAAAAGAUGAGAUCACCUAUCAGGAUUUCAAACAAAGAAAGGGCGAUAUAGAAAAUGGCAUCUUCAAGCAAAAUGGCUGGGCUAAGCUUCGAAGUUACUGUGAUCGAGCGACCCGGGAUGGCUGGGAGUGGGCUUGGAUGGACACCUGCUGUAUCGACAAAACCAACCCUGCAGAUACGCAAGAGGCCAUCAAUGCCAUGUUUCGUUGGUAUCAAAAUUCUGGUAUAUGCUACGCGCACCUCGGCGAUGUGGAUGUGAGCAAGGUUCUUGACAGCCAAGACUGUUUGGGAAGCGGUCAAGCAGAUCUUGACACAGUCGCGGGCAAAAACAACGUGGCUGAUCCUACCAGCUCUGCGCACAUGGCUCUCCAGACCUUUCUACUUGAGGCCAAGUGGUUUACCCGUGGCUGGACACUGCAAGAGCUUCUUGCACCACCUUACCUCGUAUUUGUGGACAAAAGAUGGCGUCGGCUCGGCACACGCGAGAGCUGGGCGGAGGAGAUCAAGAAAGUCAGCCGGAUAGAUCCACGGUACUUAUCGAGCUUCGAGCCAACAGACUUCACAUCGUGCUCUAUCGCCAUGAGAUUAUCUUGGGCUUCCCAUCGAGAAACCACAAUCGAAGAGGAUGAGACCUAUUCACUGCUUGGCCUUUUUGGAAUCAGCCUGCCCCUGAUCUAUGGCGAAGGAAGGUGGCGCGCUUUCAACAGACUCCAGCGUGAGUUGAUCAAGGUCUACAACGAUGACUCGAUUUUUGCUUGGAAGGUCGGGCAAGAAACAAACGUGCAGUUCUUGAACCUACAGCAGAAUGGUCGCGAUACAGGACGGGGUAUCCUGGCACCUUCAAUUCGAGAAUACUGGGACGCGUCAGAAAUCGAAGCCUUUGGUCUCUACGACAACAGUUUUUCGAUGACAAAUAGGGGGUUGGAAAUCAUUUCUAAGCGCUGGAGACACAGCGUUGAAUACGCCAGGUGCUUCAUUCGUCUGAGUUGCGGUUCUGGACCUUCCCGUCGGAUUUGCAUUCCUCUUGAACACGUGGACGAUUCUUAUAGACGAAUCCAUCUUGGUGAGACCUGGGACAUGGCAACGAUUGAUCUUGAAGCUUGGGUAGAAGAACCUGGGAGCCAACUCACUGUUGUCCGAGCCAGCAAUCAUACAAGCGUCUUGAUAUCGCCCUCAACUUUUGUAUUACAAUGGCCCGAGAAGAUACACAUAGGCAAGAAGUAUCUUGUGGACUUCAGGACGUCUAAUCACGGGGUAAAACUGAAGCCUCUGGAUGUCCCUGGCUUGAGAGAAUCCCAUUCGACAGAUGAAAUCAUCAUGGAGGCCAACCAGCUGGUUUUCAUCAACAUUGAACUCGAAAACGACGAGAUCAGAUACUUCUACGAUGUUGUCAUUAACACGACUGAAAGAAAUUUUCCUUCUAUUGGUGUGCUCGCAAGAAGCGAAGCGCCUUGGGAACGGUUGGGAGACCCUCUUGAGCAAGACACUUACGAACAUCUGGCGGAGUAUCUUCAUUUCAAAGUGUUGGACAAUCCGACAUAUCCUGUCGUUGCGGUGGAAAACAGAGGUGACAUUGUUCUUGGAGUUUGUCUAUUUCCAAAACCUCGGCAAGAGAGACCACACUACCGAACCCUUGGAAAAGCCAAAACGGCAACUGCCAGAGAAUACCUACUCAAAAUCACGGUCGAUCAGGGUAGCGAUCAUGAAGCAGAGAUUUUGGAACAUCACAGCAAGAGGAGAAGACAAGAUUAG
Molecule: messenger RNA, 1851 nt
Organism: Thyridium curvatum
Lineage: Eukaryota; Fungi; Ascomycota; Sordariomycetes; Thyridiales; Thyridiaceae
Exons: 2
Coding region: 1-1851 (616 amino acids)
Source: RefSeq, a predicted model, not a curated record